GCAUAUCGAUUAGGUCAUGUCGACUGUCGACGGCAAUUGACGCGUAGGAAAGAGGCGCAACUUUUUGCAGGUGUAGAAACGGAUUAUUUGUGUUGUAAAGAAAAGAUAAACAAGGUGCAGCAAAAAAUUUCUGUCGGUGUACUUUCCAGCUUUCAGGGUCGUGAAUUGUUUUAGUUAUUAUUUGCUGAUCACCUAAUAAGUGAAAGUUACUCAGCAAGACAUGGAGAAUGUUUUCUUGUUUGUGCCAAACAUCAUAGGUUAUGCAAGAAUUGUGCUUGCCCUUAUUUCAUUUUACUAUAUGCCUACAAAUCACAUUAUAGCUUCUUGGUGCUACAUCAUAAGUUCAUUGCUUGAUGCAAUAGAUGGACAUGCUGCCAGGUAUUUUAAUCAAAGUACAAAAUUUGGAGCCAUGUUGGAUCAGUUGACAGAUCGAUGUGGUACAAUGUGCCUAAUAGUUACAUUGAGCUACUUUUACCCACAACACAUGUUCUUGUUCCAAUUAAGUAUAACAAUUGACAUAGCUUGUCACUGGAUAUAUCUGCACACGAGUCUUCUUCAAGGAAAAGCGAGUCACAAGUUUAUUGACUUGUCUGGUAACCCAAUUAUGAGAAUCUACUACACAUCACGUCCUGUUCUGUUCUUUAUGUGUGCAGGAAAUGAAGCGUUUUAUGCUAGUUUGUACCUCUUGCAUUUCACUGAAGGUCCUGUAGUUGCAGGCCUGGGUCUCUUCCGUAUUGUAGCAUAUUUAACAGCACCUGUUGCUUUUGUUAAAGCACUUAUUUCUCUUGUUCAAGGAUAUGUAGCAUGUAAUAAUCUGGCAGCAAUAGAUCUUCAAGAUAGACAAGCACAGUUAACAAAAGAACAGUGAGCAAUGGCUCUUGUUUUCAUGAAUAUUAGUACUUGGAAAGUACUAGUGAAGCUACAACUGUGCUUUGCAACUUACCUAGUCACUAAUGUGAUUUAGAAAUUCCAUUUUUGAUAGCAAGAAAGUCCUGAGUAAAUAUAAGAUGGUCUGUUAUAUUUUGAAACAAAAUACAAAUACCUUCGAAGGACUAAAUAGCAGUUUGAUUUGUAAUUUAUGAAAUGCAAGUUCUAAAUGCCAAAGAAGUUUUCACCUAAAAACAGUGAAUCAAUUCCUGAUGACGACACAGAUUCCAUUAUAUGUAGGUGACAGUUUUUCUUUCAUUGUAUUUAAUCGCAACUAGCUGAUUAAGCAGUGUUGCCUGGUUACUUAUUUUUCCUAGUCCUGUAUAAGGCAGGGAGAGGAAUGAAACCUAUACUUUUCCUUCCAGAUGUAAGAAUAAAUAAAUUCUUGGUAAACCCACUCUUGAUCAAGUAAUGUGAAAUGGCCUGUAAAAGAAACAUGAUGAUCUGAAACACUUCACAGUACUUAAGAGUGCAUCAGUGAUUUACUGUUUAUGAUCAAGAACACAAACCUCAAUGGAAAUUGCUUUUCUUUGAGUUAAAUGGGAGGGCCAUUGAAAUUACUUUCUUUAUGUUGCCCAGCAUCAUCUUUACAUGCGGUCUUUCACAGAUUGAGGAUCCACAGUAAAAUAUCUGAAUAUCCAAUUUUAAGUAAACGACGGUGCAAUGGAAUUUCCCUUCUUUGCACCCCACUCCAUCACUAUGAGAGAGAUCUCGUCAGGGCAGCAGUCCAGAUAGUAACCUUAGAAAUCUUUGGCUGUGACACUAAUUUUAAUUAUGUUUCCAUGUCACUCUCUUCCCAUCCCCACACAGCUAGCGGAUGUGAAAUUUCAUUGUAACUGUAACCAUCCAGUGAAUGCAGAGGCUUUGGGUAUGAUGACUAUUCUUCCAUGUUACCAUCUUCCUAUCCCACACUGAAGUGUGCUAGGCAUGCCUCAUCUCCAGUGAUUUUCCAUCAGGUUUUGUUCAAACUAUUGGGCUGCUGGUCUAGACGUAAAGCAUGUUUUUCACUCUAUGUUUUAAUGUAGCUUUCAACCUCUCUGUGAUGUUAGGAAGGGGCAUGCAAGUCACUGAAGUGGCGUUUGUUUGGAAGACUUUCACCAGGCCAUUGAGCCACAUGAAAUAAUAAUUACUGAUGAUGAUUGUGAUUUCACUGUCACUUUUCAGAUAUUUUUAGAUGUCAAUCCUUUUUCUUCAACUCCUACUCUCACUAUCAGAGGUCAACUGUCAUCAAUAAGUCUAUCAACUGUGAAACUAUAAAUUCAACACUAAUAUCAAGCUUUUUCUCAAUUGUUUCUACAAGUCACUUCCUUCUCACCUCCACUCCUAUUGGCGCUGUGGGUGUCUUAGCCUGACAAAUUCCUAAAUUUAUUGAUGAUUUGAAGCUCUAGUUGAACAACUGAUCUCAGGAAUAUCACCACCACCAAUAUACAUUAUACAGUUAAGUGAGUGACCUAAUAAAUAUAUCAACCCCCCCCCCCCCCUCUCUCUCUCUCUCUCUCUCUCUCUCUCUCUCUCUCUCUCUCUCUCUCUCUCUCUCUCUCUCUCAUUAUAAACUGAUAGUUACCAUGAGGACAUGUAAGAGCUUUAAUUGACAGCACUGGUUCAAUGAGAGGAGUGCAAAGGCACCACUAAGGCCAGUGUAAACAACAAAAAGAAAUAAAAAUAUAACUCUACAAUACCUGUGGAUGUAGUUAAUGUUGUAAAAAUAGACUAGUAAGUAAAUGUUUAACUGUUGUACAGAAGUGGUCAAUUUUUUGUUACAGUGCAAAUGACGAAUGAUAUUGCUAUUUGGUUUUACAUGUUAUGUUUAGAAAUUACAUUCCUAAUAAUAAUAACUAUUACUUUUUGUAUUAUUUUGUACUUUUGUCUUGCUCUACCAGUUUUUAAAUGCAUGUGCUCCAUUUAUUGUUUCAAUUGCACAUUCAGUUAUUAAAGAAAAUGGAAAAAUA
Messenger RNA from Schistocerca gregaria, 2876 nucleotides. RefSeq names its product CDP-diacylglycerol--inositol 3-phosphatidyltransferase (gene Pis). Gene Ontology annotation, biological process: phosphatidylinositol biosynthetic process. Gene Ontology annotation, molecular function: CDP-diacylglycerol-inositol 3-phosphatidyltransferase activity. Lineage: Eukaryota; Metazoa; Arthropoda; Insecta; Orthoptera; Acrididae. The transcript is spliced from 6 exons. The record is from RefSeq and is a predicted model, not a curated record. Bases 221 to 868 code for a protein of 215 amino acids. Gene Ontology annotation, cellular component: membrane; Golgi apparatus.